This is a messenger RNA of Jaculus jaculus (lesser Egyptian jerboa), 2228 nucleotides long. It is a transcript of the gene Bag1, whose product is annotated as BAG cochaperone 1. The record is from RefSeq and is a predicted model, not a curated record. Gene Ontology annotation, molecular function: adenyl-nucleotide exchange factor activity; protein-folding chaperone binding. Lineage: Eukaryota; Metazoa; Chordata; Mammalia; Rodentia; Dipodidae. The transcript has 9 exons. Bases 1 to 1362 code for a protein of 453 amino acids. Gene Ontology annotation, cellular component: cytosol; membrane; cytoplasm. Gene Ontology annotation, biological process: protein stabilization.
AUGUCUCGGCCGGCCGCGGAGAAACCCAAACACUGGAGGAAAACCAGAAACGGAAGAGUAAUCGCUUCAGCUUCAAUUUCCGGUCCCUCCCAAGCGAGCGCGGAGCGUGGGCAGGCGCGGGAGGCCUGCCGGAGGCGGGGCCUCAGUGACAGCGGGGAGUCCGGCGAAGGAGGCGUGGCCUUGGUUUCCACGCCGCGGCGCUCGGCUACCACCGCUGGGCGCUCAACCAACGCGGGCCUGGCGGAGCGCGGCGGCGGUGGCGGCGCGCGGGGAACGCGAGGCGACCGGGAGCCUCUGGGUCCCCGGCGGCGCGUCGCUCGGCUGGGCCGGGAGCCGCGCCAGUCGGAGCCCGGGGGCCAGCGCGGCCCGCCUCCGUCCCUGCGUUCAUCUGGCCGCAACGCAGCCGGCGGCCAUGAGCGAGCCGCCAGGGGCGCCGCCGCCGCCGGCGCCUGCAGGCCGCGGUUAAAGAAGAAAGUCCGUCCUAGCUCAACCCCGAACGAGAAGGCCACCCGGAGCAAGGAGGAGACCCGCAGCAAGAAAGUGAUCCGGAGCAAAGAGGAGAUCCGCAGCAAGAAAGUGACCCGGAGCAAGGAGGUGCCCCUGGACAAAGUGGUGACCCUGGCGGAGGAGGUGACCCAGACCGAGAAAGUGACCCAGGUCGACGAGGUGACCCAGACAGACCCAGUGACCCAGGCCGACUCAGUAACCCAGGCCGACCCAGUGACCCAGACCGAGGAGAUGGCAGAAACGGGGCUCAGCGUGACCGUCACUCACAGCAAUGAGAAGUAUGACCUUCAUGUUACCCCACAGCAGGGCAGCAGUGAACCAAUUGUCCAAGACCUGGCCCAGGUUGUUGAAGAGGCCACAGGGGUUCCAGUACCUUUUCAGAAGCUCAUAUUUAAGGGAAAGUCCCUGAAGGAAAUGGAGACACCAUUGUCAGCACUUGGAAUGCAAGAUGGCUGCCGGGUCAUGUUAAUUGGGGAAAAGAGCAAUCCGGAAGAAGAGGUUGAGCUAAAGAAGUUGAAGGACUUAGAGGCAUCUGUAGCGAAGGUAGCUAACCACCUGGAAGAGUUGAAUAAAGAACUUGCUGGAAUCCAGCAGGGUUUUCUGGCUAAGGAUUUGCAAGCAGAAGCUCUCAGCAAGCUUGAUAGGAGAGUGAAGGCAACAAUGGAGCAGUUCAUGAAGAUCUUGGAGGAGAUUGACACAAUGGUCCUACCAGAAAAUUUCAAAGAUAGUAGGCUAAAAAGGAAGAGUUUGGUGCAGAAGGUUCAGGCAUUCCUAGCUGAGUGUGACAUGGCGGAGCAGAACAUCUGCCAGGAGACUGAGCGGCUGCAGUCUACAAAUCUGGCCCUUUCUGAGUGAAAUGUGGUAGAGGCCGUGCUGGCCUGAAGCAGUGUCAACAGUGCAACCCUCUCUGGAACAGAAGUUGCCUGUGUCUCCAGGGCUGCCAGAAGCAGCUGGCCAUUUGCCAAUUUUCUGACUCCUACACCAGUUUUCAGUGAAAAAGUACUGUCUUUGCCACCCGCAAGUAGAGCUCCGGUUUCCUCAUUCUGGCUCCACGUGGCUGCAUUGCCCAGCAGCUGCCUCUUUAGGAGAGGGCCUCCCUGCCCAUAUUUUACCAACUCUUCUGACAUUCAGGUGCUUUUGGGGGACUGGUGAGAGCUCUCAUUUAUCCAGAGCUAGUUCCAGGUUUAUAGGGCACCCUGGUCUUAAGUCACACAAAGUUGUUCUUAAUCUUUUGAUCCCAGUGUUCCAUAGAAGUAAAAAACAGAAUCAGGAGGAGAAGGUUGCGUGUAGUUGAGAACGUUGGACUGGCUGCGCACACGGGCCAUCACACUGUGCCUUGUUGUGAACAUCCGGCUGGAUCGCUGUUUAAGGACCUUGUCCUCGUCUUCCAGUGACCUUGCCAGCGACAGGAUUUCAAGAAACCUUUCCUCAUGGGGCCUGUGGUUGAUGUCUGAAUUUUCUUGACCCCAAGCAACUCUUAAGUAUGUUAGAGCCCAGUUUCUGCUUAAAACCAGUCUAGAACCCUGGCUUAGGAAGGCGAAGGCGGCAGAGUGGGGGUAGGGGGCGUCAGAGUAAGGGAAAGGCCCAUGGAAACUUCUCAGGAGUGACGGGUUUCUGUUAAUCAUACUCUUCUGAGUUUUGCAUGUCCUUCGAUGCUUUUUUUUACCCAUUUUGUGGACUUAUACUGCCAUUGCUAUUAAAACUACUUUAUAUGCCCACCA